Hypoxylon fragiforme is the source of this 2888-nucleotide messenger RNA. Its product is annotated as heterokaryon incompatibility protein-domain-containing protein. The transcript has a single exon. NCBI's taxonomy places the organism in Eukaryota, Fungi, Ascomycota, Sordariomycetes, Xylariales, Hypoxylaceae. Bases 419 to 2479 code for a protein of 686 amino acids. The record is from RefSeq and is a predicted model, not a curated record.
CUGCGUAGGAGACUACCGCAUCAUUUCGAACCCAAAGCUGGAUUCCAGGUCAGGAUAUUUAAGCACGAAAAUCGAUAUAGGGCAAAAGUCAACAAGGCCAUUCUGAGACAUUCAAAUACCAUAAGCGCCGCCUUGACGCCCGAAAUGGAACGGGCCUCUGUCGUAUACAUUAGUACGGGCUGAAUAUUAUUUCUUCAGCCUAUAAAACAUGGCAUAAUCGCCAGGGGAACGCAUCCUGCGGCUGCUUCCGUUCCAAUGAGCAGGGGUCCUUGGAAAGUUGAGACUCAAGUCAGAAGCCCAAUUGAUGGACCUCAUAGCUGUACCACAUAAACUACGAAGGUAGUUACCAUCGAGUAUAGUUAUUAUUUACUAUCUUGCGUAUACGGUAUACGUUAAGCGGCUUGUAGUAUGCGAAAAUAUGUCAAGCCAAUAUGUCUACGAGCCGUUGGGACCAAACUCCAUACGACUAUUGUCGAUUGUGCCAGGCUUUCCGUCGGAAACAAUUAAGUGUAGCCUCGAUAUCGUGGAUGACAUAACCAAUGCGCAAGUAUACGACGCUGUAUCUGGUAUUUGGGGCACCGAGUUAUCCGAUGAGCCGAUUAUGUGCAAUGGGCAGAGGAUGGCCGUGACCAAGAACCUGAUAGAGGCAAUGAAAUAUCUCAGGCCACUACCGCCGUGGACCUCGGUUCUCACAUGGCGUACGGAUCACCCUCUCCAUUCAAGUCGCAAUGUAUGGAAGAACUUCGCCACAAACCGCCGGGAGGAGCAGAAUCGCUCUAGCUCCCAGCAGCGGCGGGCCCUCUGGAUCAAAGCGAUCUGUAUCAACCAGAACAACAAAGUUGAAAAGGGCAAUCAAGUCAAGCUGACGCAAAAAAUCUUCGCAAAUGCAGGAGUUGUUAAGAUUUGGUUGGGCGAAGCGAAUGACUCCUAUUCAGUUAGUUCCACAAGACUAAGGAUAGUACAAGAGACCAAUACUCCGUUGGUUAUACGGAAAUCCAGUUUUCAUUUUGACCAGUAUGGAAGAAUGCCGAUUGUUCUCACGUUCAUCGCGCAAGCGCUACGGAACGUUGAAGCUGGCGAUGACUAUUGGACCGCAGGAAGAUCUGCUACGGACACAGUCUACCGAAACCGAGUGCAUGGAUUUCCGGAUGCGUCCUUCGAGGAAUGGAAGAUUAUCCGCUGGUUCUUCACCAAGAUGUGGUUCCAGCACAUCUGGGUCAUACAGGAAGUGGUUUUGGCCCAGCGUGCGGUAGUCAUAUUGGGAGACUGGCACAUUGAGUGGGCAGCGGUAGGGAUAGCUGCAGCAUGGUUCAAAGGGCAUGGCUUUGCCUUACCCACCGUCGUAAAAUUUAUAGGGGAUAUGAAAGACCUUCUGCCAGUCUCCAGAGCUGCUACAAUGUGGGAGUUAUGCACCACGCUGGGAAAGAGACGUCCACUGCUCCAGAUGUUACGAGAACUCCGCGGACGAAAAGCAACGCUGGAGGUAGAUAAGGUAUAUGCAGCUUAUAAUUUGGCGGAAGAGACUGCGAAUACAAAAAGGUUAGAUCCGUUAAUCGAACCGACAUACGACAAACCAUUUGAGGAGGUGUAUCAGAACUUAGCACGCUUCCUUGUGAUAGACCACGGAAAUCUUGCCGUACUAUCCCACGCUGGCGGCUUCGAGGGCGUGAAAUCGGUCUGCGCAUCGUGGGUGCCAGACUGGAGUCAAGACAAAGCAUCCGCUGAACUGAUCAAUAACGAUCACGACGACUCGCCUUAUAAUGCCGAUAACAAUGAGUACCUAACAAUAGGAGGCUCUUUAGAUCCGAAAUGUCUCUCUGUCAAGGGGAUCAAGGUCCCUUCCGGCGUUAUACGAGCAUAUGGCGACAAACUCUUCAGUUAUGGGUUCCGCCACACUACUUACAAGGAAGAGCAUGAUUUUAUUAGAUCAUCCUGGAAAUUGGUUGCCGACUGGGUCAGAAAACAAGAUAGCCCAGAGAUUGCAAAUGAGAGUUUACGGAUGUACCGGAGUGAAAACAUACCACGAACAUUUAUCUCCACACUUACAGGAGGCUUUAGUGAUAUAAAGCGGCCAGUUCAUGAAGACCCUAGCUUCCUCGACGAUGCAGCAUGGUGGUUAAAGCAGGAAUUCAACGACCAGAUUCCAACUUCAGGGAUAGCUCCAAAAAGGAGUAAUUGGACGACCAUGUGGAAUUCUUCAGAUUCGGGUCGGUUUCACGAAACCUUCGCGCGUGUUUGCUUACAUAGACGGUUCUUUGUCACGACUGAAAACCUGAUGGGCAUAGGCCCUGAAACAAUGAAAAAAGGCGAUAUGGUAGUUAUCCUGUUUGGCGGGAAGGUACCAUAUGUGGUGCGACAAGUUAGCCAGGCCAGGUAUUUGUUCAUCGGGGAGUGUUAUGUUCCGGGUUUGAUGACCGGGGAAGCAGUCGAGCAAUGGAAGAAGAGUGGAGGUAAAGCGGAAUUCUUCCACCUUGUGUAGUCGAUCUCCCGCGCCCGGCCCGCGGUCUCGUUAGCAAAGCCCCGCUCUUCGUAUUCGUUCCUGUUUAUCAUCUAGAUUCCACGAAUUAGGAUCUUGCUAGGUCCGAUGACAAGUCCAAAGUACCGUUUUCAUCACCAUAAUCCGAACUAUAUCUACCGUGCCAUCCCGUGCCAUCCGCAGACAGCUUCUCGUCACAACAAGUAUAGCCCAAAUCCGUGGCACAUUCAACUUAACAGAAAAAUAGACGCAUACAAUUUUGUGAUGAACGAAGGAUCAUCUCCGAACUCAAUAUCGGCUACCCAUCCUCGUUAGCUAUCAAUAGAUAGGCAUCGGGAGCGACGACACGGAUCUGAUAUAAGCCACUGUUCGGGAUCCGACGGAGUGCGGUGCAGGCAAUUGAUUAUAACAU